Messenger RNA from Hibiscus syriacus, 1528 nucleotides. Its product is annotated as probable choline kinase 2. NCBI's taxonomy places the organism in Eukaryota, Viridiplantae, Streptophyta, Magnoliopsida, Malvales, Malvaceae. Gene Ontology annotation, molecular function: ethanolamine kinase activity; choline kinase activity. Gene Ontology annotation, biological process: phosphatidylethanolamine biosynthetic process; phosphatidylcholine biosynthetic process. The transcript is spliced from 10 exons. Bases 179 to 1216 code for a protein of 345 amino acids. The record is from RefSeq and is a predicted model, not a curated record. Gene Ontology annotation, cellular component: cytoplasm.
AGGUUUCUUCGUUUGUCCACCGAUUUCAACAUCGAUCCACUUCAAAAAAUUUAGAAAACAAAUAGGGAACAUCAUCUCCAUCUGAACUCUCCCUUCAGGCAGCCAUUCCCGUUCUGGAAUUUUUUUUAAUCAAUAACUUUGAGCAUAGUUUUUGUGGAAUUCAGUUUGGUGUGAUUUCAUGGGUUCUGCAACUAAUGUCGUUGACAAUAAAGAGGCAAGGUUGCCUCGAGAAGUAAAGAAUGCUCUACAGUUAAUGGCAUCAGAGUGGGAUGAUGUAGUGGACUCAAAGGCUUUGCAGGUGAUCCCUGUUAAAGGUGCAAUGACCAAUGAGGUCUUCCAGAUAAAAUGGCCCACCAGGACAGAUGAUGUGUCACGGAAGGUUUUAGCUAGGAUUUAUGGUGAAGGUGUGGAGGUUUUCUUUGACCGAGAUGAUGAGAUUCGGACGUUUGAGUUUAUGUCGAAGCAUGGACAAGGACCUCGUUUACUCGAACGGUUCCGCAAUGGGAGAAUUGAAGAGUUCAUCCAUGCACGGACACUAUCAGCAUCUGAUUUGCGUGAUCCAGCUAUAUCAGCUCUAAUAGCAACUAAAUUGAGGGAGUUCCAUGAACUUGAUUUUCCUGUUACCAAGAAAGUUUGGCUAUGGGAUAGAUUGCGAAAUUGGCUUAGGGAAGCUAAGAGAGUUUGCCCUCUAGAAGAAGCCAAAGCCUUUCACUUGGAAGUUUAUGAGGAGGAAAUCUCUAUGUUAGAAAAGAAACUAUCAGGGAGCCAUCAACGCAUUGGCUAUUGCCACAAUGAUUUACAAUAUGGGAACAUAAUGUUUAAUGAAGAGACUAAAUCAGUAACCAUCAUUGAUUACGAGUAUGCAACAUACAAUCCUGUUGCCUUUGAUAUCGCAAACCACUUUUGUGAGAUGGCUGCCGACUAUCACACAGAAACACCCCAUGUUAUGGAUUAUACUAAAUAUCCAGGUUUGGAAGAGCGCUUAAGGUUUUUACGUGCAUACCUGCACUCUUCAGGUAAGGAACCUAUAGACUCUGAAGUGCAGAAGCUGCUUCAAGAUGUUGAGAAAUAUACUCUAGCAAGUCAUCUCACUUGGGGGGUGUGGGGAAUAAUUUCGGAACAUGUGAAUGAAAUUGACUUCGACUACAGAGAAUAUGCCAAGCAGAGGUUUCAACAGUACUGGAUACGGAAGCCCGAGUUGUUGGGCUCUUCUUGAACCCCCACUUUUUGGUGUAAUGGUUUGCAGACAUCGUGAUGUAUGCCAAUUUUAAGAGGGAAAUCAUCAAGAUGGUUAACAAAGGAACACAGAAAGGACUCGGAAUGAACAAGUAGGGUUUUCCGGCAAAUACUCCGAGGGAAGACUGUUUUCUCCGAAACAUGUUUUUGUUACAUGAGAUUGUGCAUGGUAAAAGGCCAAAAUCAAUAAUAUUUGUAAUUUGGUGAAUUGGUUUGGAGAGAUGAAUGGAUGACUAGAAAUAAAAGCAAAAUCCAACAUUUGUGCAAAAUGUAAUAUUAUGGAUGAAAAGCC